GAUACUUCGGCUGUUUGGUAUUCUCCUCCUGCCAUUAUCAUCUUGAUUUCUCUUCCUCGCCCCCUCGUAGAGCGGCGCACGGCCCGGCGAUCGUCUUCGCCGCCUGUCGCCUCCGGCUCCCUUUCCACCACCACGCAGCUUGUCUCUGCAUACAAGAGGUUGCCUCCAUCUCUUCUCUACUAGUGCCCUCUCCUAAACUUGAGAUCUGGUUGUGGAGUGAACUGACAAGAUGGUGAAGAUCUGCUGCAUUGGAGCUGGCUAUGUUGGUGGCCCUACAAUGGCUGUCAUUGCCCUCAAGUGCCCAGCAAUUGAGGUUGUUGUCGUUGACAUCUCCAAGCCUCGCAUUGAAGCUUGGAACAGCGAUCAGCUCCCAAUCUAUGAGCCUGGUCUUGAUGAUGUUGUGAAGCAGUGCAGGGGCAGGAACCUUUUCUUUAGCACUGAUGUUGAGAAGCAUGUUGCUGAGGCAAACAUCAUCUUUGUCUCUGUUAACACUCCUACCAAGACCCGUGGGCUUGGAGCAGGCAAGGCUGCCGAUCUCACCUACUGGGAGAGUGCUGCUCGUAUGAUUGCUGAUGUCUCCAAGUCAGACAAGAUCGUUGUUGAGAAGUCCACUGUCCCUGUAAAGACAGCAGAAGCUAUUGAAAAGAUUUUGACUCACAAUAGCAAGGGCAUCAACUACCAGAUUCUCUCAAACCCAGAGUUCCUUGCGGAGGGCACAGCGAUUGAGGACCUGUUCAAGCCUGACAGAGUUCUCAUUGGUGGCCGGGAGACCCCUGAGGGCAGGAAGGCUGUUCAGGCUCUCAAGGAUGUGUAUGCCCACUGGGUUCCUGAGGAUAGGAUCCUCACCACCAACCUGUGGUCUGCUGAGCUCUCCAAGCUUGCCGCAAAUGCAUUCUUGGCACAGAGGAUCUCCUCUGUGAAUGCCAUCUCUGCACUCUGCGAGGCCACUGGUGCCAAUGUAUCUGAGGUGGCUUAUGCCGUUGGGAAGGACUCGAGGAUUGGCCCCAAGUUCCUGAAUGCCAGUGUUGGCUUUGGUGGGUCUUGCUUCCAGAAGGACAUCCUGAACUUGGUGUACAUCUGCGAGUGCAACGGCCUCCCCGAGGUGGCCAACUACUGGAAGCAGGUCAUCAAGAUCAACGACUACCAGAAGAGCCGGUUUGUCAACCGUGUUGUUUCCUCAAUGUUCAACACUGUCGCUGGCAAGAAGAUUGCCGUUCUUGGUUUUGCCUUCAAGAAGGACACUGGUGACACCAGGGAGACCCCGGCCAUUGAUGUGUGCAAGGGUCUGCUGGGUGACAAGGCUCAGAUCAGCAUUUAUGAUCCCCAAGUAACUGAAGAUCAGAUCCAGCGGGACCUCGCCAUGAACAAGUUUGACUGGGACCACCCGAUGCACCUGCAGCCUACAAGCCCCAGUGCAGUGAAGCAGGUGAGCAUGGUCUGGGACGCAUAUGAGGCCACCAAGGACGCCCAUGGCCUCUGCAUCCUCACCGAGUGGGACGAGUUCAAGACCUUGGACUACCAGAAGAUCUUCGACAACAUGCAGAAGCCAGCCUUUGUCUUCGAUGGGCGCAACAUCGUUGACAGUGAGAAGCUCAGGGAGAUUGGCUUUAUCGUCUACUCUAUUGGCAAGCCACUUGAUGCCUGGCUGAAGGACAUGCCUGCAGUUGCUUAAUCAUAUUUCCAUCAAAAGGGCACCCACUGGAACCGCAGGAAAUCUAUGAGCAGCAGGAAUUUGUUGGCCAUUCAUUAGUUUGCUUUUGCUGGAGGCACUACAAUUUUCUCAGGCAUAAAAUCGGAUCUUAGUAUCUCUGUUUAAGUUUCAAUGUUCGCAGCAGCUGUAGCCCAGUGGUCUGAUGUAUUCAUGUUCGUCGUUCUUUGUUUAUUCGUUUACCUUUUGGCUCCUACUGUUAAAUCUAUAUCCAAAUAUAAGCUAGUUUUAUGUUAACUGUAUUUUUCUUUUGAAACUUUGUUAACUGUAUUUUGCAAACAUACCGUUACUCUUAGUUAUUCUUCUUUCUUA
Setaria italica (foxtail millet) is the source of this 2020-nucleotide messenger RNA. Its product is annotated as UDP-glucose 6-dehydrogenase 4. Gene Ontology annotation, biological process: glycosaminoglycan biosynthetic process. Bases 230 to 1672 code for a protein of 480 amino acids. Lineage: Eukaryota; Viridiplantae; Streptophyta; Magnoliopsida; Poales; Poaceae. The record is from RefSeq and is a predicted model, not a curated record. Gene Ontology annotation, molecular function: NAD binding; UDP-glucose 6-dehydrogenase activity. The transcript has 3 exons. Gene Ontology annotation, cellular component: nucleus; cytosol.